AUGCUGAUCAACAAAAAACUCGUUUUAACUUCCAUAGUUCGCACUUAUGCUACUGAGGCUGCUGCUACUGGUCUCCGCUUGACCUUUGCUGUUCCCCAUCAGACAAUCUAUAAGGAUACUUCGGUUGCUCAGGUUAACAUUGCUGCUGUUUCUGGUGACAUGGGUAUCCUUGCCAGCCACGUUCCUUCUAUUGAGCAGCUCCGUCCUGGAGUUGUUGAGGUUAUUGAGAACGCUAUCACCAAGAAAUAUUUUGUCUCCGGAGGUUUCGCUACCAUGAACCCUGAUUCUUCUCUCAACAUCAAUGCUAUCGAGGCUUUCCCUGUCGAGGAGUUCAGCGCUGAAGCUGUUCGCCAUAACUUGGCUGAAGCUCAGCGUCUUGCCAAUUCCGGUGCCACUGAAGAGGAAAAAAUCGCUGCAAAGAUCGAAGUAGAAGUUCUGGAGUCCCUGCAGGCUGCCAUCAAUGCCAAGUAG
Messenger RNA from Lobosporangium transversale, 471 nucleotides. RefSeq names its product F1 complex, delta/epsilon subunit of ATPase. Lineage: Eukaryota; Fungi; Mortierellomycota; Mortierellomycetes; Mortierellales; Mortierellaceae. Gene Ontology annotation, biological process: proton motive force-driven ATP synthesis. The coding region runs from base 1 to 471 and encodes 156 amino acids. The transcript has 4 exons. Gene Ontology annotation, molecular function: proton-transporting ATP synthase activity, rotational mechanism. The record is from RefSeq and is a predicted model, not a curated record.